GAUUGUGUUAACUUGCAAAAACCCUGAAACUCCUCUGAUAAACCCUAGAGAGUUGAGACCAAGUUGUGUUAGUUUCUGCAAUGGAGAUAACUGGUUUGGUCCCUCUUGUGGGGGAAAACUAUGCCCUCAAGCUGAAGCAGUCAAUGGAAGCUCUUUUGGCUGAGGUUCCCAAAGAAUCCCCGGAUUUUUCUCUCUUCAUCGAUGCAUUUUACGAAUUGAUACAAGCUAAGGUUGAUCCACCCUUUGAGGUGAUCUGGGUCUAUGCUGCAAUCAAGUUUCGUGGCCAUGAAUCGGAGAAAGGUGAUGUCUUGGACCGAGUAUUGGCUGCAAAAGGCUUGUUUCAGCUGAUAUCUUCAUGUUCAGCUUCGGUUGGUGGCUCAAAGAGUGUUGCUUUACUGGCCCCUGUUGUUUUUGUGGCGCAUGGAGUGCUUGUGGAGAUUUUGGGAAGGGAGUUGAGUUUGAAGAGAGAGAGGAAAGCAAUGAGGGAGGUGAAGUCUUUGGUAGAUAUGGUUCUUGGGUAUAUAAGUGUUUGCUGUAGUAAGAUUUCUGAGGAGGAAGUUGAUUCUGAUGGUUUGAAUUUGAGUUUGCCUUUCACGGAAUUGGCGAAUGUUUGGGUGGAUAUAAAUGAUGGGUUUGAAUCUUUGUUGCCUCUUGUGAGCAGUGAUGUUUGUGGCUGGCUGUGUGCUAGAGAGUUUCAUGUUGGUUACUUGGCUGGUGCCAUCAUCAUGGAAGUGUUUUUCAUGAAACUGUGUCUUGCUCUUAAUCUGGCUACGCCAAGGGAUGAACUGGAAUUGAAUUUGAAGACUUGGGCUGUUGGCUCAAUAUCUAGCUUUCAGAACAAAUACUUCUUGGAGCUCCUUACGAGGACAACAUUAGCAACACCUUUGCCUCUGAUCUCAAUACUGAAACCUGAAAAUGAAAUUCUACUGAGGAAAGUUCUGUUUGAUGCUAUACUAUUGGUGGAGUACCCUUUCCUUUACUCUAAUGCCAAGUUUGAUGGAAGUCUUACCUUGACCAGAUUGAUUGCUACUCACGAGGCUGUAAAGUAUUUUAGGGAACUUGAUCAGAAUAGAGCUGUCUCUUACAGCAGUGCAUUUUCUGCUUCUCGUAUACCUUUGCAAAUAAUCAAAUGGGUAACAAGCCAGAAUUGUUUGGAGGAAAAAGCUGGCAGAGCAAAUGGAUCCUCACCCGGAGCUCUUAUAAAUUGGCUGCUGAGCCUUGAGAAUCGAGGGAUUACAGUUUUUGAAGACGCUGCUUUAACAAGCCAUGCAAAAUUAUGUCUUGAUAAUUUCCAAGACAAACAACAACCAAGUACAUUGGAGGGAAACAUAACAGAUGAUGUCCUAUUCUAUGUUGACAAUAGUGGGGAAGCAGGUAAUACAGGUGCUGAGGAGAAGCAAAAUGAAUUGAUUAGCGAUGCAUUUGUAGCUGCUGCACACACUAUGAAGUUAACUGAUAAUGGAACCCGAAAACGUAAAGGAAAAAGCAUAGAAAGGAAGGUUAAAUUUGUCAAGCAUGAUCUACAUCAAAACACUGAUCCUGUCAAAGCUGGGAGUUCCGCCCCAAAUGAUAGCUCAAGUGGUGAGAGUGAAGUGGAGGAUCCAGUUUCAGAUUCAGACGCAUAAGCUAGAGUAACAAACUGUUGUCUGCCUGUAAAGCACACAAUCAUCUUUGCUUGUAUCCACUCCAACCAGAUGCCACACCCCCUGUUAUUAUAUUACCUCUACAUGAUGGGGAGCUCUCAAGGGGCUAUGAGAAGUUCCAUGCUUCUUCAUACUUCAGUUUUGUUACAUUAUAUUUCCCUUGUUUUGUAAUUUAGUUCAUGUCGGCUAGUACAAGUCAUCGGUUCAGUCAUACUGCAGUUACACCAGAACUUUCUUAAGCUGCUGAGUUUUUUAUUCUUCCUUUUCAGUUACACCAGAACUUUCUUAAACAUGCGAAUCUGGAGACAGAUUGUAGGCAAUUUUCUAUACUAUAAGAGGUUCUUUUAGCAUAGUAAUGAAAUUGAUUGUCUUGGAAGCUAUAGAAGUGUUUUUACCUUCGAUUGAACUGUCUUUUAUCCCUAGUAAUAAAAUUGAUUGUUCUUUCAA
Lotus japonicus is the source of this 2090-nucleotide messenger RNA. RefSeq lists its product as uncharacterized. Bases 81 to 1625 code for a protein of 514 amino acids. NCBI's taxonomy places the organism in Eukaryota, Viridiplantae, Streptophyta, Magnoliopsida, Fabales, Fabaceae. The record is from RefSeq and is a predicted model, not a curated record. The transcript is spliced from 5 exons.